Molecule: messenger RNA, 2401 nt
Organism: Blastomyces dermatitidis ER-3
Lineage: Eukaryota; Fungi; Ascomycota; Eurotiomycetes; Onygenales; Ajellomycetaceae
Product: Delta(24(24(1)))-sterol reductase
Exons: 6
Coding region: 268-1914 (548 amino acids)
Biological process (GO): ergosterol biosynthetic process
Cellular component (GO): endoplasmic reticulum membrane
Molecular function (GO): Delta24(24-1) sterol reductase activity
Source: RefSeq, a predicted model, not a curated record
GCGGGAAAGACCCUCAAAAUGCAUGAAAAAACCAAAUACAGGGCUCAUACUAGCGGUAUCCUUUUCCGUUAUUUUUCAAAAGUUAAAAUUGAACCACGGAUUUUUCGCGAUUUCCUCUUUUAGCCGCAUUCGGGUUUGAGGACAACUUCACCUUCAACUUUGCUGUCGCGGUUGCUGUUGCUGUUUUUCUUUUUCCCUUAUUCCUCUCCGUCCUCUCCAUCUUCUCCUAUUCCUGACGCUGGACGCCCAUCUCCCACUAGCGUCACUAUGACCGUUACUCGCUCACAGACGGGGAAAACCCCCAAGAAAAUUCAGCGUGAGGGUUUCGUAGAGACACCACGUCGUGUCACCAGAAGUCGUGCGUCCAUGACUCCCGACCUGAGUGCGGACACCGAAGUCUCCAACUCUGCAUCUUCGAGCCUAAUCCUCGUGAAUCCACUGACAUCCAAUUCAACUGCAAGGAGGCGUGCCGCCGAUAAGGAAAAAAACAGUGAUGUCGUGGAUAACCUCGUCGAUGACAAGAAGCCCGCCAAUGGACAUGUCAACGAUGCUAAUGCCAACGGGACCACCCCGAAGAACUACAAAAUCGAUGAAUCGGGCCACUUCGAGUUUGGCGGGUCUCUAGGCUGUUUAUCUAUGAUGAUUGGAUUCCCGCUGCUGAUGUACUAUAUGUGGAUUGGCGCGACAUAUUAUGGUGGACGCAUGCCAUUGCCUGAGGAAGGGCAGACUGCGAAAGAGUUUGGGCUUCAUUUGGUUAACCUCGCGUAUGAGGGCGCGUUCCCUAGCACCAAAGCGUGGAUCACAUACUGGACCUUCUUUAUCUUUGAGGGACUGUGUUAUUUGUUUCUCCCCGGCAUCUAUGUUAAUGGCCGAAAAUUGGAGCAUUUGGGCGGAAAACAAUUGCCGUAUUAUUGCUCUGCAUAUGCGUCCUUCUACACUACGAUUGCUGUUGCCGUUGGUCUGCACGUUAGUGGAUUGUACAAACUAUAUACAAUUGUUGAUGAGUUUGGCCCCUUGAUGAGCGUUGCCAUCUUGACCGGUUUCAUUGUUUCCAUCAUCGCUUAUAUCUCCGCUCGAGUUCGUGGUGCUGAGCAUCGCAUGAGUGGCUACCCCAUUUACGACUUCUUCAUGGGUGCUGAGCUCAACCCGAGAUUAUUUGGAAUCUUGGAUUUCAAAAUGUUUUUUGAGGUCCGACUUCCUUGGUAUAUUCUAUUUCUGAUUAGUUUGGGAGCUGCGGCUAGACAGUGGGAGACCUAUGGCUAUGUUUCUGGCGAGGUUGCGUUCUUAGUGAUGGCGCAUUAUUUGUACGCCAAUGCAUGCUCGAAGGGCGAAGAAUGUAUCAUAUCCACAUGGGAUAUGUACUACGAAAAAUGGGGAUUUAUGCUUAUCUUCUGGAAUCUUGCUGGUGUUCCUCUGAGUUACUGCCACUGCACCAUCUAUCUUGCGAAUCACCACCCAGAUACCUACCGAAUGAACAGAUAUUUGCUUGCCGCCUUAUUAAUUGUCUAUCUGUUUGUUUACUGGGUGUGGGACACGACCAACAGCCAGAAGAACCGUUUCCGACAGCAACGGGAGGGCGGUAUUACCUAUAGGAAGACUUUCCCACAACUACCUUGGCAAACUGUCCAAAAUCCUCGGACUAUCACGUCCAAGGAUGGCCAUACGAUUUUGGCCGAUGGGUGGUAUGGAUAUGCCCGGAAAAUCCAUUACACCUGCGAUCUCUUUUUCGCUAUGAGCUGGGGCUUGGUGACUGGAUUUAAGAGUCCUUUCCCCUGGUUCUACCCUGUCUUCUUCGCUACCAUGAUCAGCCAUCGUGCGCUUCGAGAUAUUCAACGCUGCAGGCAGAAGUACGGAGAAGCCUGGACCCAGUAUGAGAAGGAGGUCCCUUACCUCUUUAUUCCCUACGUAAUUUAAUCGACAUGGAUACAUACGUACCAUUAGUAUGCCCGUGCACGCGAGGAUACGAUACCCCAUAGACAAGAAACUGCCAGUGUGGCUUUUCAAAAGUUAUCGUUCCCAACGAAAUAACUUUUUCUCUCCUUCGAUGUAUUAAAUUUUGCGAGGACUAAUUUUUAAUGCUGCCCUUUUCCCCUUCCUUUUCGUUUUUACUUUCCCAAUGGGACGAUUCUGAGAGAUGGGCUGGCCAUCCAUAUAUCCAUUUGCUGGAGAGCAACUUUUUACAUUAAUAGAAACAAAUUCAUAGUUACUUAGUUUUGAUAACUUUACUCAUCUGUUUGAAAAUUCCAAUCUCACCCUUAUUGCUAGGGUAUCAAGAACCCCCUACCACAAACGCAAUCUGCGCAAGAGAAAAAGAGACUCGUCUAGUAUUCCCGAAAUAAAGCACCACGAACCAAUAAAUGAAUAAAUAAAUAAAUAAAAAAUAAAAUAAAAUUCACUCCCG